Poecilia reticulata (guppy) is the source of this 1011-nucleotide messenger RNA. NCBI's taxonomy places the organism in Eukaryota, Metazoa, Chordata, Actinopteri, Cyprinodontiformes, Poeciliidae. The record is from RefSeq and is a predicted model, not a curated record.
GCAGUYAGUUGGUUGAUUCUUUAUGUAGAUAUAUGGAUGAAACAUUCAACAGAAAUAUUAUUGUUCAAUGUUCCUCAGGUUUUUUCAUUGCCCAAAUACUUAGCAUUAUAGCUAAGUAUUUUGAGUAUUGUCUUUAACUUUACAUGGCAAAUUUUCAAGUUUUAUCACCUGCACGUUUUUCUCCAAAAAAAAAAAUGUUAAUCAUUACUUGCUGAUAAUAAAUGGAAUAUUUAAGGCUUGGGUUGCCUCACAACCCACAGACCUGUCCCAGGGAGACUGAAACUAAAAAUGGAGAUGACAAUAUUUUUUCCUGCAUUGCUUCUGAUCUGCUCUCUCUUCACAGCUCAGCUCCAAGCUGCAGACGACAAUGAAAUUAUUUCACAUUUAAGGCAAACAGAUGCAGUGAAUCUCCCAGGCAACCAACAAACCUUUACACAGGACAUUCAUGCAGUGCUGAGAGAGAUGAGCGCUUCAUUGGCUGGACUGAAGGUUGGUAUGGAGUAUCUACAGAGAGAUAAUGAAGCCAAGACAAAAGAACUGGACUUGAUAAAACAACAAUACCAAGAGCAAGUGACAAAAGUAAGGAAUCUUGAGCAGCGGAUCCAAGCUCAGAUAGGAGAACUGGUCAGUGUUAAAACCAGAACAAACAACACUGAAAACCAAGUGGAGGUUCUGAAGAGAGAAAGAGAAGUGAAACAAGUGGCUUUCUCAGCUUCCUUGAUGGCAUCAGGUUCAGGACAUAUUGGACCAUUUAACACACAGACGCCUCUAGUCUUCAGACAUGUUGUUGCAAAUAUUGGAAAUGCUUACAACCCAAACACAGGUUUUUUCAUUGCCCCGGUGAGAGGAGCCUAUCACUUUGAGUUUCACUUANUGGAUGAAACAUUCAACAGAAAUAUUAUUGUUCAAUGUUCCUCAGGUUUUUUCAUUGCCCCGUGGCAAAACUCAAGGAUUUUUGAUAACCACAAUCAUCAUACAACCUUCAGUGGUCACUUGCUUUUCACUGUGUGA